CCCCCAGUCAACGGCAGCGUGUCCAGAGACUUGUCAUUGACAGCUGGGUGACAGGUUGGGCGCUGCCUUAUCUUACUGACGCGAUACCAUGAGACAGGGAACAUGGGCGAGUGGGCUCCUUUCUUUUCAGAUCGAUUUCAUGGCCACGUUACAGCCUUGUCACUCACGGAGUCAUCUUAACGGUCUUCACCCUCACUUCACACACUGCCCAUAUAUAACCGCAGAAACCCAUCUCCUUGUCACCCAUCGGAUGACGUACGCAUUCGCGCCAAGGUGCAAUGAGCAGUGAAGAUAUGUUCACCAUGCUGUUAUAUAGGCGAGGUGGUGAGUCGUCGCCAACGCCUCCCACAUACCUGUCAACAUUCCUUACGUCGCUUUCAACAACCCAAUUCCCUCACUCCUCCACGUCCGCCAUUCUCUACCAGCCAUCAAUUCUUCAUCGCUCCUUAUCCGUCGCUCCUUGAUCUUCUUUUCGGUUCAUACACUCUUUUCAACAGCUCUACCACGCCACAAUCUACCUCGUCGUUUCAGCCAUGAAGGCUAUCCAUCUCGGCGCUGCCGCGUUGUGUGCUCAGGUUGGACUGGCUGUUCCGCAUGCUGGCCACCAGAAACAUCGACAUGCAGCUCGUCACCUCGAGACCUACUAUUCAACCAUCACUGAUGUCGUGACCAUCACAGCUCCUAAUGCCGUGGUUUGGGUCGAUCAGUUCGGCAACGUCAUCUCCACUGAAUACCGUGGUCACGUCCAGUCACCGGCACCAAGCGAGACCGUCAGCACCAGUGUUCCGAUUCCAGUCGACACCAAUACUGUUGCCUCAUCUUCAGUCAUUCCCACUGAUGCCGCACCACUGCCAACGACAUCCGCAUCGAUUCGCUUCAGCUCUGUCGACACCACUACGUCUUCAUCCCCAGCUGUCACUUCUGCCCCUACAUCAGCCUCCCAGGCCCCAGCGACUGGUAGUUCUACUACCAGCAGUGGCGUUUCCGGUGAUGACGACAAUUCGGCUGGUGGUGGUGGCUUUGGUAUCUGCUACGAACUCAUCACUGAUUCUGGCUGCAAGACCAAGGACCAAAUCAGUAGCGACUUUGCCUUCCUAGCUGGCCAGGGCUUCAGCAAGGUGCGAGUCUACGACAUUGGUUGCGAUCUUGGCCCGGUUGCCCAAGCUGCUUCUGCGGCCAACAUGCAACUUGUUGCCGGCCUCAACACCAUCACCAAUGUUGCAACCGACAUCGGAACAUUGAUUGGCUUUCUCACUGGAAAUUGGGCUUCGGUCGACACUAUUGUCAUCGGUAAUGAGGUUGUCAAUAAUGGUGGAGAUCCAAACGCAGUGGUUGCAGCCCUUGGUGUUGCUCGGGCCGCGCUCUCUGCUGCCGGAUACACCAAGAACGUUGUCACAGUCGAUGUUUGGAGUCAGUUGCUGAGAUACCCUCAGUUGUGCCAGAACUCCGACUACUGCGCUGCCAACGCCCACGCAUACUUUGAUGUCAAUACCAAUGCAGACCAAGCAGGCACAUAUGUGUCCAACAUUAGUCAACAACUUGCAGCUAUCGCCAACGGCAAGAGUGUUGUCAUUACUGAAUCCGGCUGGCCAUGGCAAGGACAAGCCAACGGAGAUGCCAUUCCUUCACCUGCCAACCAGCAGACUGCGGUCAGUGGCCUCAGAUCUGCGUUUGCCUCGAACCCAGGUGGUCUAUUCUUGUUCCAAGCGUACGAUGCGACCUACAAGGCUCCUGGUCCUCUCGGAGUCGAACAAUUCUUUGGAAUCUACGGUCAUUGAACGUCGCUUCACAGUGACGGCACAAGACUCUUGUUCUUGAUCCAUGUCAACUCCGGACACAGAACUUCAUUUCCCCUUUUGUUUUCCAUUAUGACAAAACAAGUCAUCUCUGGCGGCUGGUCUUCAGCAUGGCGACGGCGUUCCAGUCAAUUCGGCAUAUCGUGACCCGGCGGGUUCAGCGUUUCCUUGAGUUACUUCCAACAUGAUACCCAGCAGAAUCAGCGACACACUUUUUACACCCAUGAAAGAAUGUAGAGACUACCUCAAAAUACACAGAGCUUGCCAAGGACAGCAGCAUAGCUAUCAGGCAUUUUCUUUUUCGCUUUUCUUUCUUCUCUUCUUGAAAAAUUCCAGAGAUUUUUCUCCUCUCCUGUCUUGGAAUAGGCGGGCGACUGGACUGGACUAUUCUCGACAAGACAUCCAUCCCAACAACAUGAUUAUGGAAAGAGAUAUCUUCGAAGUAUGGAUAUCGGCAAGGGUCAAACGAACAACAAUCAAGGGGAUGGCAAGGAUAGCAGCAGCGGACAGUUUUAAGUCUGGUUCCAGCAACAACAACAACAACACCGAGCGAGCUCGUGUUGUUCUUGUUCCUAUUCCUAAGCAGGACAGUGACUUUGUUAUUUGCUUAGCUUAGAUAGCUGACAUGGCUUCUUUUUCAUUUUCUCCUUUACAAAAAGAAAAUCCGGGGGAAGAAAAAGACAGCAUUCAACAAUGAAAUCAUAUUCCAAACAAACAAAA
This is a messenger RNA of Exophiala oligosperma, 2516 nucleotides long. RefSeq lists its product as uncharacterized. Gene Ontology annotation, cellular component: fungal-type cell wall; cell surface; extracellular region. Lineage: Eukaryota; Fungi; Ascomycota; Eurotiomycetes; Chaetothyriales; Herpotrichiellaceae. Gene Ontology annotation, biological process: cell wall organization. Gene Ontology annotation, molecular function: glucan endo-1,3-beta-D-glucosidase activity; 1,3-beta-glucanosyltransferase activity. The transcript is spliced from 3 exons. The record is from RefSeq and is a predicted model, not a curated record. Bases 534 to 1778 code for a protein of 414 amino acids.